AUUAAUUGCAAAAUAAAAACAUAACCUCAUAUCCUGUAAUCUUGUAAAGUUUUUGUUAAUUACUGCAUCUGAACAAUGUUUUAUGAAAUAUCUCGUAGGUCCAUAAACGUAAAUAAUCUUGAUAAAAUUAAUUUAUCAUGGAAUAAUUCCAUUAUAACCAUACGCAUCAAUAAAAAUCUACAUAUGCUAGAACUGUCGUCCAAUUUAUAUUCAUUAGAAAAGAAAAUUGAAUUUAUUGAUUCCGUUAUAACAUGUAGUACCAACAGUCCUGUACCAAAAAAGUAUUUACGUCAGUAUGUUUCCAAUGGUGUUAGAAAUUCCGAAUUAUUAGAAAUGAUGACAAAUCCAGCACUAUGGCCUCACAACAAGCAAAUAACAAAAGAAAUGACGGAUAUCGUUCAAUUUGACUGGUUACCUCAAGAUUUGAUAAUUCAUAGUGAAAGGUUACUAUCAAUAUUGAACAGUGUUGGUAAUGUGGAACUUUAUGUACAAAAGAGGUUGAAAUGGGAUUGUAUAGCAGAUAUAUCAUUACUAAUGAAUAAAUAUCUGCUAAAUGAGAAUAAUACAGAACUACCGAAGGAGUUUGAUGAUUUAAAACAGUUUGUUUACAAAAUAGAAACCUCUGCAAUAUGUUGGUCCCCAUAUUCAAACAAUAAUAACACCUGUUACUUUAUAACCGCAAUGAGAAGUGUUCGUUUAAUAUUUUGGCUACUAACAUUAGAUAACAAUAUUUCCAUACAAUGCUAUGGUGAAAUUGAGCCAGCACACAGUGCUAUAAUAUCGAAAAUUUAUUGGGUGUCGCUCCAGAAUACAUUUCUACUGGUCACUUGUAAUGAACUCGGACAAAUAGUAGCUCAUGACUGCUCGAUUGAAGACAAUAAGAUAAAAAAUACUCAAACCAAAAUCUUGUGGCCUCAUACUGACAAAAUGGUGCCAAUAUCAUUCCAUUAUUAUUUACAUGAUGCUAAAAUUAUUAUGCUAUAUAAUAAACAUAGGCAUUUAAUCAUACAAAUGUUCGACAGAAAUAUCGAAUGUCUAUCACAGUAUGUAGAGACAGUGAAUGAUUUUAAAAUUGUUUGCAUUACACAAAAUGACAAUAUAUUCUACUUGUGUACUGAGAAUGUUAAAAUGUAUACAAUAAACAUAUGUGUUGAACAUAAUAAAUUAAAUGUAGAGCUGAAUGAAAUUAUGAUAAAAGACAUAUAUCCGGGACAUGAAUUGUGCAGUGUUGCCAUAUCUAAGAAUAAAGCUCUGUUCGCAUUGGCCAUGGUGGAUCAGAAGGUGCAACACAGAAAAUUGCAACUCAAAGUACAUGUAGUACUUAUGUGUGCUGAAGCCGAAUUCGAUGCAAACGUCGCAAAAAUCAUCUAUAACCCUGCAAAAUCUUUGUCAAACAUAUGGGACCAGAUCGAGGUUCUGAGACUUAAGACAUUGAAAAUGAAAAAAUUACCUAUAAUUGAUUAUAAAAAUUUAUUGAAAGAAGGGGAUAGUGAUGUGUACAAACUGAAAGUUUAUUACGUGUUUCUCACACUAUAUUUCAAUUUGCAAAAGUACAUCGUGAAAAAGCGCAAAGGAUUACUGCCGGAAGUCUCCGUCGAUAAAAUAAAAACCCAGAUCCUCACAUUUCAAGCUAUAAAAACAUUAACCAGCUUACACGAAAGACAUCGAGACGGGAAAGGACUCAGCGAAUUUGAUCGCCAAUGUUUAGACGGAUGCAAGAAGUUCGUACAAUACUAUUGUGACAAAUAUUCUAAAUGCAUCACUGAUUUAAUUCCACAGAAUAUUCUUAAUUCUGUGAACGCAAACGUGCAAUACGUAUGUCAGUGUUGUGACGAAGAUAUAGUUGGUUUCACGUGCAAAUACAAACAUUUGAACAUGUUUUGUUCCAUAACAUUUACUCCGAUUGUUGAAGACAAUUAUCUUGUUUGUAAAGUUUGCGGUAUGACUGCACAGUAUGAACUACGCAAACAAAAACCUUUAUGUCCAUUAUGUGAUAGAUAUUUAAGUGACAGCUUACUGCCUUUAUAAAUAAAUGUAUUUUUUUAAAUA
This is a messenger RNA of Danaus plexippus (monarch butterfly), 2049 nucleotides long. RefSeq lists its product as uncharacterized. The record is from RefSeq and is a predicted model, not a curated record. Gene Ontology annotation, molecular function: protein binding. NCBI's taxonomy places the organism in Eukaryota, Metazoa, Arthropoda, Insecta, Lepidoptera, Nymphalidae. The transcript has a single exon. The coding region runs from base 76 to 2028 and encodes 650 amino acids.